Messenger RNA from Sebastes umbrosus (honeycomb rockfish), 1707 nucleotides. RefSeq names its product mitochondrial carrier homolog 2 (gene mtch2). Bases 65 to 967 code for a protein of 300 amino acids. Gene Ontology annotation, cellular component: mitochondrion; membrane. Gene Ontology annotation, biological process: positive regulation of apoptotic process. The record is from RefSeq and is a predicted model, not a curated record. Lineage: Eukaryota; Metazoa; Chordata; Actinopteri; Perciformes; Sebastidae. The transcript has 13 exons.
CUCUGACGUCAGACGACGACAGAGAAACAGCUUCCUCUCUCAACUCCUCACUGACUCUCUAAAGAUGGCGGACACGUGUGGCCAGGUCUUGCUGGGUUCAGGUCUCACCGUCCUCUCUCACCCUCUGAUGUACAUUAAAGUCCUCAUCCAGGUAGGACAUGAGCCGCUCGCUCCCUCCCUGGGCAGGAACCUGUUUGGCAGACAAGUCUACCAGCUGCCUGGACUGUUCGCCUAUGCAAAACACAUCAUCAAGAUUGAUGGAAAAGCGGGUCUCUUCAACGGGCUCGGCCCGAGGCUCUGUGCUGGCUCCAUCGGCACAAUUGUGCACAGCAGAGUUGUGCAGAAAUGUCAGGAACAAGGCACACUUCAGGUACUGGGAGGUCAGAAGGCUGUGGAGGGCUCCCUACAGCACGUUGUUAACGAGACAACCAAAGAGAUGAUAGCUCGUUCCUGCGCCACCGUCGUCACGCAUCCCUUUCAUGUGAUUACUUUGCGAUGUAUGGUCCAGUUUAUUGGGAGAGAAACAAAAUACAGUGGGGUGUUUGACUCCAUCGUCACAGUCUACAGAGAAGAAGGCAUACUGGGCUUCUUUGCUGGUCUGAUUCCUCGCCUGCUCGGUGACAUCCUGUCUCUGUGGAUUUGUAACAUACUGGCUCACCUCAUCAACACAUACGCCAUUGAUGACUCGAUGAGUCACACGGGAGAAAUCAAGAACUGCUCUCAGGCUGUGACAGGCUUCUUCGCCAGUAUGCUUACAUACCCUUUUGUUUUGGUGUCAAACCUCAUGGCGGUCAAUAACUGCGGGCUUGCUGGAGGCCUGCCUCCCUAUGCAUCAGUAUAUCCCACCUGGGUGGACUGCUGGAGGCAUCUAAGCAGAGAGGGCAACAUGAGCAGAGGCAACAGUUUAUUUUUCCGAAAGCUUCCGGCAGGAAAGAUGUACGCAAUUGACCAGAAGAGAUUUUUUUAAAAGCCUCAAGAGAACUGAGCUGAACAUAGUUGUGAUAAUAAAAACAAACUCAACAUUGCCUGAUCUGGAGGUUGGACAGUCGGCACUUAAUCUUUUCUUUUUGUAUGCACUUGUUUACUAUGAGGGUUUAUUUUUCUUCUUGACAACCUGCAAUCAUGUGAAAUAAAAAAAGAAACAUGAAUUUCUAGCAGGUUUUAUUAACAGAAAUUUACAGAUUGAAACUGCAGGGCUGUAAGAUAACGAGAUGGUGCAUUAAUCUUUUUAAAACCCACAUGUACAAAAUGUGAUGGAAGGAUGCUGUCAAACCUGUCUGAACAAUGUUAUGAUGACCAAUGUGAAAGCCGCCCUCCCUCCUUUUUUUUUUUUUUAACAUAGAUUAUUGACAAUGACUCCCCUUCGUCCACGUGAUGAGAUUCGUUUGUUUGAAAACAACAUUUCAGUCUGCAUGUGGUAAUGUCUAAUAAUUCACACGUUAGUGAUCAAGUGGGACCUCUUGUCAUGUGGUAUUGUCUUGUUGUGUUAAUUAUCAUAAAGCUCACUGCUCGGCGGCCGUGUAAUGCUAGUGAAGAGAAGGGGAAAAGACUCCCGAUGAGAUGGUUGUUCAGGAGCAUGUUUGGAUGUACAGAGGCAUGGAGGGUAGCCGGAGAUGACCAAUAACCUCUUGGCACUCUGAGCAGCCAAGUGCUUGUAUCAACUCAUUCUGACUGACCCAAAUAAAAACUGCUUUUUUUGACCUCGUC